This is a messenger RNA of Cyclocybe aegerita, 642 nucleotides long. Lineage: Eukaryota; Fungi; Basidiomycota; Agaricomycetes; Agaricales; Hemipholiotaceae. The record is from the annotation of a GenBank genome assembly.
AUGUUUAAUAUCUGGAGGGAGAAGCCGCCAGGCCUAGGUGUUUCUUUCGAAGGUAACCCAGACCUGGAAAGUGUCCGCAAGUGUAUGCAAGUCCUGAAAGUUGCAGAGGAGCAGUGGCACAUGGCAGGCAGAUUUGGGGAUCUAUUACAUGAAUUGACCUCCAUUCGUGAUCCUCUUCUCUCCACACAGACGGCGCAAGCAAGAAAGCCUCUGGUCAGUACUGAACAAGAAGGCCCAUACGGACAUGGUGUACCACCUCAGGCCAAAGUCGCGGUGACAGAACUUACCGACCAUGGAAGUCCGUGCGACUACCAGAGCUCGACUCAUUGUCUGAUGGAAGGCAGCUAUGCAACACCACAUAUACACCAAUCUUUGACUGAAUCUCUGCAGCUCCGCCCUUUUGACUACAACUGCCUCCCUAGCUCUGUACAGCAACAGCUGCAAGUCCCUAUCCGGCAUAUUUCACACAGUGGAUCCCAUGCUCGGGAGUCACAGCAACCACAAGCAAACAGGAUUUUCAGUGACGAGGUGAUGGACAUGUGGUCGAAUGCACCGACUGGAUUUGGGCUGGACGAUUGGGACGUCUAUUUGGGUGGAUUUCCAAAUGCUAACGAGUCACACUGGCAUACCCUGACCUCUUAG